AUGGAGACAAUUUUUGUUAGUCCAGUAUCCCAAAGCCAAUUUCAAUUUCAACGACUCCUCUCACGUCCCAAAUUGAUUUCUCACUCACCCACACUCGAUUCCUUGCACAUUGCCGUCAUUACUCACCAGCCGUUCCAGCCGCCGCCGUCAACCUCGCUCAAAUUCAGGACGAAAGAGGAAUUGUUGGGUUCAGGUAUACAUUGUUCUAAUUUAUUUUCAAGGAUUCACCACCAAGCAAAUGGUGAAUCAAUGAAAGACCUACUUGACCCUCUCUGGUGUGCUCAUGGGUUCCCAUGGUCUCACCAAAGGUUUUUUGGCUUUUCUCAAUUACCCUGCACAUCUCAUGUUCAAUCCACCAAGAAAAUUGUAAUUGAAAGUCAGCAGCAGCCCAACAAUCCCAAUCCCAAUCCAGGCGGAUAUGAAGCAUAUAAAAAAAGGGAUGUCUCAACUCGGGGACAAUGACUAGCAGGGAUGAGGUGUUUCAUAACUUAGUCCCCCGUGAGAAGAAAAACUGUAUAUUCGAGUUGGGGUCAUUGGCACCGACGGUACCUACUGAACAAUUGUCGUUCAAUAGCGAUGUUCGUACCCCUACAACUGCCUGCUGACAACUGCCUACAGAUGAGGAACGGAUAAUAAACAUGGAGUAGCAGUGGAAGUGGAUUAUGAGGGAACAAAAUAUGACCAUAAAAUAGCUAGCGAAGAUUCAAGCUUAUUUAGACUGUUAUGACCCAGACGGCGAUACCGGUGCUCCUCUGGUCACGUGAUGUAUGUUUGUUUUAUAUUUCAUUUAUUUUUGGCAUUUUCUGGAUUGAUGGAAUUGUUGGUCUAUUUUAUGUUAUCGUCUAGUAUUGAAGAUGUAGUUCAUUUUGUAUUACACAGUGUUUAUUGUUUGGAUUGUUGUUAGAAUGGCUUUUUAUAUUGUUAGCUUGUAAU
Andrographis paniculata is the source of this 933-nucleotide messenger RNA. RefSeq lists its product as uncharacterized. NCBI's taxonomy places the organism in Eukaryota, Viridiplantae, Streptophyta, Magnoliopsida, Lamiales, Acanthaceae. The transcript is spliced from 6 exons. The record is from RefSeq and is a predicted model, not a curated record. The coding region runs from base 1 to 462 and encodes 153 amino acids.